Rubroshorea leprosula is the source of this 818-nucleotide messenger RNA. The record is from the annotation of a GenBank genome assembly. NCBI's taxonomy places the organism in Eukaryota, Viridiplantae, Streptophyta, Magnoliopsida, Malvales, Dipterocarpaceae.
CCUCAGAGACGCAAUAAUCCCAGAAUUUCAGAAACUUAUACGCAAUCGAUGGUUAGAUUUCGCAGCAUUACUUUGUUCAAGCUAAUGUUCAAGAUCAGUCCCACCAUUACUUUGUUCAUAUUGCUUCUUUUCAAUGGAAUUGUGCUUCAAUUUUGCAAUUUGGAGGUAGUAUUGUUAGAACUUCAAAGUGGCUGUGACAUCGUUCCUCUCUUCGUUUAUAAAUUCAGCAUUUCAAUGGUGGCUUCAGGUGCAACAGUGGUGGCAACGGGUGAAACAGGUAUUAUUUAGAUGGCGUCUAUGUUUAAUUGUUUAUCAAGCUUUCUAAUUUUGUCCAUUGAACUUCAUCUAUGAUUAGAUAUAUAGAAGGAUGUAUUUUUUUUUAAGCCAAAAAAGAAGGUUAUACUUGAAGGAAUGAGGUUGGAAAGGGAUUUAUAUGAGAUUAGAUACACGUACAUGCUUAGUUUAAAAAAUACAAGUUGUUUAUUCAAGUUUCGUAUCCGGCUUGUUGGGGAUAUAGGGCCAAGUCUAGCUGCCAGUGGAUCAAAAAGGUUUUGUUAGCCAUUUCUUUUCUUUGACAAAGAGAGAGAGGAUCGUGAUGGGCAAAUGGAGGGAAAUGUGCCUGAAGAAGAGAGAAAGUGUUUCAAAGGUCUAGGAAUAGGUUUGUUUUUUACUGGUGCUGUUUUGUUCAAAUCUUUAUGCCUCAUGAGAAGAUGUUUGCUUUUGUUUUUGGUUCAAAUGUGCAUUUUUAUAUUUAGAGAGUGAUGAUAUUUGAUUUUAGUUAACUUUUAGGUUUUGCUCAAUAGACCCAGCCAUGAAAU